GGCUGAUGGUGAGGGGGGAGCUCUUUCUCGAAUUCUCCUACAGACCCCGAGACGGUCGUAUUUCUGGCUUUAGUCUGGCAGCACCUUGCUCCUAAUGUACUUGGAAAUAGCUGUCCACCUUGAUUGAAGGGGCUUGUUAUAGAAACGACUGCAAAAUAACAACAUCCUGGAUCUAAUGCACCACUAUUAUUUUGAUUUAUUUACAGCUAUCUAUGUGAAGUGUGUAAAAAGUGAAUGAACGGUUAACUUUGAGACGUAACAGAGGCGCAUACUGCUGAAACUUUGCAACCUGCUGCUUGCUUGUUGUCGGUGUGCGUAGUCUACAGUGUUACAGGGGGAUCUCUCGCCGGGUUACUUUUGUAAUCCACGUCUUUGCAUGGAUGCAUCAUGGCUACUUUAGUUUGCAGGGUUCAGUUUUUAGAUGAUACCGAUCCUUUUAACAGCACUAAUUUCCCAGAACCAACGAGACCACCUUUAUAUACAUUCAGGGAAGAUAUUCCUCUCAUCAACCAGAUUGCUGGAGUUCACAGGCUACUCAAAGCACCUCAUAAGCUUGAUGACUGUACCCUGCAGCUGUCUCACAAUGGAACCUAUUUGGAUCUGGAGUCUACACUGGCUGAACAGAAGGAUGAUCUGGAAGGCUUUCAGGAGGACACUGGGAGGGGCAAGAAACACAGUAUGGUCCUGAGGACUCAGCUCUCUGUAAGGGUCCAUGCCUGCAUCGAAAAACUCUACAACUCCAAUGGACGGGAGCUGAGGAGGGCUCUGUUUUCCCUGAAGCAGAUUUUUCAGGACGAUAAAGAUUUGGUCCAUGAAUUUGUUGUGGCUGAAGGGCUGACAUGUUUGAUAAAGGUGGGAGCAGAAGCUGACCAGAACUACCAGAAUUACAUCCUUAGAGCACUUGGGCAGAUCAUGCUCUAUGUGGAUGGGAUGAAUGGGGUCAUAGGUCACAAUGAAACUAUCCAGUGGCUCUACACACUCAUAGGGUCAAAGUUCCGGCUGGUGGUGAAGACAGCUCUGAAGCUGCUGCUGGUGUUCGUGGAGUACACAGAGUCCAAUACCCAGCUCCUCAUUGAGGCUGUCUGUACCGUCGACACCAAGAGAGGAACCAAAAUAUGGUCAAACGCCAUGGAGAUUUUGGACGAAAAAGAUGGGGUGGACACAGAGCUGCUUGUUUAUGCCAUGACAUUAGUCAACAAGACACUAGCAGGGCUGCCAGAUCAGGAUUCCUUCUAUGAUGUGGUGGACUGUCUGGAAGAGCAAGGCAUUGAAGUUAUUGCACAGAGACACUUGAAUAAGAAAGGAACCGACCUGGACCUUGUAGAACAGUUUAAUAUUUAUGAGAUGACUCUGAGGCACGAGGAUGGUGACGAUGACGGCCAGCCCCCUCCGGCAGGUCGCAAGAACCGCAGAAGAGCGAGUCUGGGAGGGGCUAACGAACGGCGCGGGCUGGAGCGCAGGAGGAGCCGCAGGCAUUCCAUCCAGAACACCAGGGGGGCGACCUCUGCCCCCGCCAGCCCCAGCAGCCCGCACAGUCAGAACACCAAUGGCUUCAUGUCCUACAAUGGUCAGAGGAUUGAGGAUCUCAGUGAAAAUGGAAGGCUAGAGAGCCAUAUGGCGUUGCAGGGUGGCGACCAGUCUGAGACUGAGAGCGUGUUUGAGGCUGAGUUUGCACCGUGGCCAAUAGAGGUGGAGAACGAAGAGGAGGAAGAGGAACAACCAAUCACAGAGCCCAAUACUGAGGAUGAGGGUGAGGAAGAGCCCUCUAGACAGGUCAAACACAGUGUGGUUUCACAAUCUCCAGUGAUAGACAACGUAGAACAAGCCAAUGCCAUUUACUCUCCUAAAUACGUAGCCAACAUCAUACCGAUUUCUGAAGAAGACAGGCCUCUCAACAACCCUACAGCAAAGAACUCUCCAGCCACCUCACCCAGGGCAACAGGCUCUACCGACCGUCCCAACUCUUCUCACCUGUAUGUGUCUCCUCCACCCUCUGUGCUCACCUCAUUGUUAGCCAACCGAAGGUCGCCCACCACCACUUCCAGAACUGGUUGCCAGGGUUCUUCAGCCAACAUCACCCCGGCUGUGUCUCCAACUGUGGAGAAACUGCCCUACCUCCCUCAUUCUCCCUUCCAUCUUUUCUCUUACGACUUUGAUGAACCUUCUCCCUCUACAGUCAAGGAAACAGAGGCUGAAGCAAUGAGAUCCAACAGUCAAGCAGAUGCUACCUGCUCAAGCAAAUAUUCCGAUUCCAAUGAUCCCUAUUCAUCCAGGUACUCCUCUGGCAGAUACAACAGCUAUGGCAGCAGCAGCAGCCCUUACACCAGCAGCAAAUCCUACUCCACACUGAGUGCCCCCACUACACCCACCUCCCGCUAUGGAACGUCUGUGUCACCCUCCCCGGACUCCAAAACAGACAGACCGGUGCUGGGCGGGCUGCUCACAUCCUCUUACCGACAGCACCAGGAGUCCCUAGCGGCUGAGCGAGAGAGAAGGCGACAGGAGAGAGAGGAGAGGCUACUGCGGAUAGAGCGGGAAGAGAGGAACAAAUUCAAUCGGGACUAUAUGGACAAAAGAGAGGAGCAAAAACAUGCCAGAGAAGAGAGGUACAAGAAUGUGGAAAGGUUAGCAGCGGAGGAGUACGAGAAGGAAAGGAGCCGCACAGUGCCAAGGGGGCGGAGCGAGCUGACCCUCAGCCUGAGCCCCCACACUGCGUCCACCUCGCCUGUCCCCAGGUGUGUCACCCCCUCCUCAGCUGAGUCCCAGGAGGAGCCAGAGACACCGUCCACUCCCUAUGAAUCCCCCAAGCCGGCAGAAGUAAUUAUCAGCGAACCAGAGCCUGAACCAGAUCUAGAACCAAACACAGAAAUCAUAACGGCCCUGGCACCAUCGACUGAACUUGAAACAGAACUCGAAGCAGAGCCAGCACUCGAACAGGAAGUGGCACAAGAGGCUGAACAGGAAGCAGAGGCCCAAAAGGAAGAGGUGGAAUCUCAAGACGUGACGGGAUUAGAGCUAGAAGCGGGGCAGGGAUCAGAACGAGAGCCAGAGGACAACGCUCUCCUCAGCGAGAAGGAGAGGCAGAAUGAGGAAGUGAACGAGAAGGACAACUGUUCAGCCUCCAGCAUCUCUUCUGCUAGCAGCACUUUAGAGAGAGAGGAGAGAGAGGACAAGCUAACCAGUGACAAUGAGACUGGUCCAUGGGCACAAUGCAUUAAGGAUGUUGAUGUGAACGAGCAGUGCAGCAAAAUCCUCAACAGUAAGCUGUUCAUGUUGGACAUGUUGUAUGCCCAGAACAAGAAGCCACAGGAUGAGGAGGAGGAGGAAGAAGAGAAGAAAGAACAGGUGGAGGACAAGGAGAAAGAAGAGAGUGAAGAGUCAGUGGCCAGCCUGGCCAGCAGGAUCUCCAUCCUGCAAGCCAACAAGCAAGCCAACGAGGAGAACACCAAGAAGGACAUGGAGCACCUGGACAACCAAGGGAGCGUCAAGGCUUUUGCCGAGAAGUUCAACAGCGGGGAGCUGGUCAAGGUCAUUGGUCCCUCUGAGAGUGUGGUCAGCGAGAAGCAGCCAGAGAAACCACCAGCGCCACCCAAGAAAGAGUCAGAUUACAUUUGGGAUCAACUCAUGGCCAGUCCUCGGGAGCUAAAGAUCAAAGACAUGGACUUCACAGACUUGGGGGAUGAAGACGACCAAGAUAUUCUGGAUAUGGACAGUUUUGUAGGCUCUGGGGAGCAGAUACUUCCUCCGCCUCCCCCUCUACCAUCUUUUAUGGCCUUACCGCCCCCACCCCCUCUUUUUGGCUGCCCACCACCGCCCCCUAUCCCUGGCAUCAUGGCGCCACCUCCUCCACCCUUCAUUGUCCCCCAGCACAUCGGUUCUCCGCAGCUGCCGCGGGGUGAGCCCUCCUUCCAGAAAAAGAAGAAGACUAUUCGGCUGUUUUGGAAUGAGGUUCGUCCUAUGGACUGGCAAUACAAAACCCAUAAACGCUGUAAAGACUCCCUAUGGUCUAAGCUGGAGCCCAUCAAGUUAGACACCUCCAAGCUGGAGCAUCUCUUUGAAACCAAGUCUAAGGAACUGCCAGUCACUAAGAAAACCGCCGCUGAUGGGAAGCGACAGGAAAUCAUUGUUCUUGACUCAAAAAGAAGCAAUGCCAUUAACAUCGGUAUGACAGUAUUACCCCCUCCAAGGACAAUCAAGACCGCUAUUCUCAACUUCGAUGAAUAUGCCUUAAAUAAAGAAGGCAUUGAGAAAAUUUUAACCAUGAUUCCAACGGUGGAGGAGAAACAGAAGAUCCAGGAAGCCCAGCUAGCCACCCCUGACAUUCCCCUGGGCAGCGCGGAACAAUUCCUGCUGACUCUGUCCUCCAUCAGCGAGCUCUCCGCCAGGCUCCAGCUCUGGGCCUUCAAAAUGGACUACGAAUUAACAGAGAAGGAAGUAGCUGAGCCCCUCCAAGACUUGAAAGAAGGGAUGGACCAGCUAGAAAAUAAUAAGACACUAAGGCACAUCUUAUCUACUUUACUUACAAUCGGUAACUUUCUAAAUGCAUCAAAUGCCAAAGGGUUUGAGCUGAGCUACCUUGAGAAAGUUCCAGAGGUGAAGGACACUGUGCACAAGCAGUCUCUCCUGCAUCACACCUGCACAAUAGUGGUGGAGAAGAUCCCAGACAGCACAGACCUCUACUCAGAGAUCGGGGCCAUCACAAGGUCAGCCAAGGUGGACUUUGAACAGCUUCAGGAGAACUUGUGUCAAAUGGAGCGGAGGUGCAAAGCAUCCUGGGAUCACCUGAAGGUCAUAGCAAAACAUGAAAUGAAGCCAGCCCUGAAGCAGAAGAUGUCCGAGUUCCUGAAGGACUGCGCAGAAAGGAUCAUCAUUUUAAAGAUUGUGCACAGGAGGAUAAUUAAUAGGUUCCAUGCAUUUCUCUUGUUCAUGGGCCAUCCUUUCUACGCGAUCCGAGAGGUGAACAUUAACAAGUUCUGCAAGAUCAUCAGCGAGUUUGCCCUGGAGUACCGCACCACCCGCGAGAGAGUGCUGCAGCAGAAACAGAAACGGGCCAACCACCGGGAGAGGAACAAGACCAGGGGCAAAAUGAUCACAGAUACUGAUGAUGAAGAUGAUUGCGAGUCAGGAAAAUUCUCCAGUAACACACCCAGCAGUCUGAGCCAGCCCCAGGGCCUGGAGUAUGCAGAGGACGCAGCAGAACAUGAGAAUAUGAAGGCCGUGCUGAAGACCAGCCUGCAGAGUGGGGAGAGCAGCGCCUCUGUGGUGCCGGGGCUCCGAACCCGAACCCGAACCCGCGCCAGCCGAGGCCGUGUCGGGUCCUGCAAUCCGGUGAACGACGACUCUCCCAACGCUACAGACGACGCAGCGGACGAGAUCAUGGACCGCAUCGUUAAGUCCGCCACGCAAGUGCCAAGCCAACGAGCCGUGCCUAGGGAGAGAAAGCGGUCAAGAGCAAACAGGAAAUCAUUAAGACGAACACUUAAGAGUGGCUUGACGGCAGAAGAGGCCAAAGCCCUGGGACUUAGCACCUCUGAAAUGCAGGUGUGAAGAGACUUCCAGAGGCUGAGUCCAGAAAUGUGUACAGCACCUGGGUCAACCAAUGCUAUGGCAACUCCAUCCAGCUGGCUGCUCUUCAGGCUCCUGUCACCCAAUCGUCUUUGAGCUAAUUUACUGUACGACUCAUGUUAAGAAAUAAAAAAUAAUAAAGAGCUAUUGAAAAGGUUGUUACCGCUCAGCACUAGAAAUUUUGGCAGUUACAGAAAUCAGGAUUGUUCUUGAGUAUUUUGUAGGUUAAAACAUAUUGCAUUUCUUGAUUAUACUGAUUUGGUUAUUAGAAAAUCCCCUGUUGAGUUCAUUGUUCCUGUAUGAGUUGUGUUUAUGUUGGCUUUACUUUUGGCCUGUUCUUGUAGCUGUAACAUGCACUUUGUCAGUAUAAAGAACAGCCUUCUGAGGGCAAGCAUACCCUGUCUCUGUUAUAAUGCAGUCUACAGCUUUUUUAGGCUACUGUUCGCAGCAUGAAACGUGUGUCUGACAAUAUACAGCACCGUGUACACUAUAAUGUGAUUUUUUUUCAUACUACACAAAGAUGAGCAUUUAGUUGUGAGCAAGUGUUUGGGGUGAACUAACGAGUAAAUGACUUAAGUGCAUUUGAGUAAAGAGAGUAUUUUUUGUAACUACCGUCAGCAGUUGGCAAUACUUUAUUAGUGUGCUUGCAAAGUACUGUAUUCCUUCAAAUUUAAGAUGCCCUCAAAUUUAAGACGCAGCCCAAAUUUUCCACCCUCAAUUUGAGGAAAUAAUAAAACAUCAAAUAAAUAUGCAUUUACAAAGAUACAACCUCAAUUAGGCAUAUGGGGGCAGUUUGUGGAAGUCUGCUAUCACACAGAGCAUUACAGUUAUGUGCUGCUUCUCAUUUCCAGUCGUGGUUACUCACACCUGCAUUUCUCCCAGUGUGUGAAGUGUGGUAUUGCUUGACAUGUUGAAAAAUACGGGGGUCUGAUUAGCAUUUCCGAUCUGUCUGGUACUGUUUGUUAGAAAUGCAGAAUUCGAAUUCCUCAGGAAUCUAAUGAUGCUUCUUUGAAAAUGGCUGCUUGUAUGUCAUGGAUGAUUCAAGAUCGGGCAGUGACGUUUUUGUUUGUCUUUGUUGGCAGUCAGUCACGUUGCUGUUUGUGUACUCAGGUAGUCACGUCUUUUGUGUUAAUACACGCAUCACUGUACUGUACUCUAAGUUGCAGGCUACUUUUGAGAAGCAAAAAAUGCUUUAAAAAUGUGUCUUAAAUUUGAAGAAAUACGGUAAUUAAAAGCCCACUCUGACAGCAACAUAACAACGCAUUUGAGAGUUUUAUAAUACUGUAUUUAAAUGUGUUGACAAGGAGGCUUUUUAGUAAAAGGCCAUAGAUGUAGCAAACCACAGCAUUGAGGAUGUGUGACGGCCAUUGCCAGGCAGAUUAGACAAGAGAUUAAAAUAGAUGCGAAAAAGAGGCAUGUGUAGGUAGAUGAUCAUAGAAGGAGACCAACAUUUUUUUUAGUUAUUACCAGUGAAAUUAGAGAAAAAUAAUGCAAUAACUAAUUAAGGGUUUAAACAAAGCAACCAAAGUAAAAAGGUAACCAUGAGACAAUAAAAAGGUUGCAAAAUUGACUUUUCAGGAAAGUCUGUGGAGGCUGUGUGGUCCAGUGGUUAAAGAAAAGGGCUUGUAACCAGGAGGUCCCUGGUUCAAAUCCCACCUCAGCCACUGACUCAUUGUGUGACCCUGAGCAAGUCACUUAACCUCCUUGUGCUCCGUCUUUCGGGUGAGACGUAGUUGUAAGUGACUCUGCAGCUGAUGCAUAGUUCACACACCCUAGUCUCUGUAAGUCGCCUUGGAUAAAGGCGUCUGCUAAAUAAACAAAUAAUAAUAAUAACUUUAAUGGUAAAUUAUAUAUACAUUAACUGAAAAGAAGUUGUACUGAAAAUAAUUGUCAGCCUGUUGCCACUGGUUACCCCAAAAUACACUUUGGCCACUUUUUGUAGUGUUGUGUCCUAAAUAGCAAACAGUUGUAGUGGGUAGAAAAUCAAGCAUUAGGUAUAUCUAAAAGGGGGAAAGUAGAACAUGUGGAGAGAGAAUAGGGGGUAUGCAGUACUGCAGUAUGUCAUAUCUUGAGGAUUUCUGUGAUGUGAUAUCAACACACCUUGGUGUUUGAGGAGCUGUGGACUGCAGGGAAUUUUAAGGAAGAGAGCAGUCAAGUGUUAUUGUUUUAGAAGUGAACAAGGCGACAGGACAUAAAUAAAAGUGAAGGAUAUAGUUUGUUUUAUACUGACGGUAGGCCUAAGUCGUAGAAUUGCUGAUCACAUUCUUGUCAUUCUCACAUUUUGUAGCACAGACCAAAAAUAAAACUUUAUAAGGGAUGGUAUAUAACAGGAAAGUAAUGCUUGGAAUAUAACAGUAGAGAUACAGGUGGCCCAAUUCUGUGUAGGGCCUAAUUCUACCUAUAUAUAGUCAUUAUUCAUUUUUGUUUGGUAAUGCAGAGUAUGAAUAAGAUGACUUCUUAUGAUAACUGCAAAGUCUUUCAUCAAAAUCAGUAUGAGAAACAUUUCCGUAAACUUCUGAAAUCAUUUUUUAUGGUUUUGGUAUACAUAGGACACCGGCACCUUAUUACAGACACACACACACACACACAAGCAUGUAUACUAUAUACAGUAUCUAGGUCUAUAUAGAAUAUUUAAAGAAGAUGGUAGACUGCAGAACAGAAGGUUCUUUACACUGUCAAUACAGCAUUGGUUUAGUACAGCUUUUAGUUGUGUAAGUGUGUAAGGAAAAUUCAUUUAAAGUUCCUCAUCCAUUUUUCUAAAUCGUGUUUGAAACAGUUUUGUGUGUGUGUGUGUGUGUUUUAAAGGAUGAAUUAUUCUUUUAACAUUGUCACCUUGACAUUGUCUACAUUUCUGCACUUUUUCUACCAGGCAGUAUAGCUGCAAAUGGGUUGAAGGGUCAUCAGGUACGGCCUCACGUGAUACUGUGGUAAACAUGAAACAGUGGGAGAAUGUUAGUUUGUUUUAGUGGAUAAGGUGGGAGGUAUAUAACUCAUGCUACAAAUGGGAUACUAGGUUGUGCACACUGCUCAGAAAGAGGCUUACUUGGAGGCCGCUUCAAAAUCCCCAAAACAUGGGAGACAUAGGCUUUGAGCUUGGGCGACUACAGUAAGGGUUUUAGUUCUAGAACGCUUUGAGAGCACCCAUUGUAUUUUGUGACUUGUUCUUAUUGCGGAAGACCACAUUUUAAUUAAUUAAAUAAACAUUUUAAACAUGACAGAUGUUUCAAUGCAGUGCCUUUCUGAAAGACAUUUCUGUAACUAGUCAUCAUUAUUUAAGAAAAAUGUGGAUGCAGUCAGAUAUGUAUUAGAAAAUGAUCACUUCAAACACUAAAUACAUAGUCUGUAGGAAAUUCGACCAUCUUCCAUAGGUCAGCCAGAAUCUUUGCAUUUCCACUUGCAAAAGUUGAUGCAUGCAUAACAAAUGAUGCCUCAAGUCUUCCUUUAUCUUUUAAGAUGCUUUACAAGAUAAUGCCUUAUGGAGUGGCAUUUCCCAUUUACAUUUACUGUAUAGUGUGCUACACAUGUCUUGGUUAGUAAGUAAUUACUAUGUAAUCGCUUUUAAUUACAUUUUAAAUAAUUAGGUUAUUAAUAGCAAUGCAAUAGAAAUUACUCCACUGUAUUGUCAUUACUGUGUAAUUCACCUAAUGUAAAAUAGGCUGCUAUAUUUGUCCUAUCUUAAACUAAAGCAAGACCCUUGAGGUCAGGCUUUAUGUUCAAUACUGGAAAACACCUAGUGAUGCAUACUAGCACCUCUUAUUCCAUUUGUAGCAUGAGAUGAAUUUGUAUUUUUUUUAAUCAUUGUCUUCAGACAUUUUUUCCUCUGUUGUGAACUAAGAAUUGUAAAAAAAAAAUAAAAAAUACAUGUAAAGAUAGAAUGGAAAAGUAAUUAGACAGAAAAGCCGAAGGACAAAUGCUGUAAAAUUAUGUAAAUGUCACUAUUCAUAUUGUUGUGUUUUUGUGUAGAAUAGUGUAAAAUAGGCUAAACUGCAGUGUUAUUCUGUGAAAUGUAAUUUAAGAGAAAAAUAAGCCAUGCAUGGUCAAAAAAGAUAUUAUCGAUGAUGUGUUGCUUAUUCUAGAUAAGGGAGAUUCGUAUAUGUUCGAUUUAAUGUAAUUGCUUUUUCUGUUUUAUGUUUCUCCGUUUAUGAACUUGAAUUAUGGUAGUAGAAUGAUUUAUUCAAUCCAUCCACCUUGAACUCAUAUAAAACCCUUAGGAAGCCUUUUUUUCACUGAAUAGCAUUGCAAAUGAUAAUAGCGUUUUCUCAUCUACAGAACUUGUGCUAAGACUCUCUCUUUCAGUGCCAUGUUGUGUCAAGUGGUGAUUGAACCUCUUUUUAAAAAGUGGAUUCUAUCAGAUUUAGGCUUACCUCAACCGCACUAUGUAAACACAUCUUGCAAUAAAGCUUUAUGAAACAAUCAA
Messenger RNA from Acipenser ruthenus (sterlet), 9982 nucleotides. Its product is annotated as FH1/FH2 domain-containing protein 3-like. Gene Ontology annotation, cellular component: cytoplasm; cytoskeleton. Gene Ontology annotation, molecular function: actin filament binding. Lineage: Eukaryota; Metazoa; Chordata; Actinopteri; Acipenseriformes; Acipenseridae. Bases 388 to 5547 code for a protein of 1719 amino acids. The transcript is spliced from 30 exons. The record is from RefSeq and is a predicted model, not a curated record. Gene Ontology annotation, biological process: actin filament network formation; cardiac myofibril assembly; cortical actin cytoskeleton organization.